AUGUCGGAAGUUCGGGUUAGGCCCAAGCACAGACUUGUGGCCGGAAGUGUGCACAGGAACGCCUUCACAUUGGAUUACGCGCAGUUUUACCUUAGACCGGUGCCAAUUAGUGGCCAACAGCAGCAACAAGCGCAGCAGCAACACCAGCAGAUAGUGCAGCAGCAAUUGCUAGCCCAGCAGCAACAUCAACUGCAAAUCCAGCAGCUGCAGCAACAACUGCUGCUGCAACAGAUCGAACGGGAGUUGCAGCAGCACCAGCAGCUUCUAUACGGCCAGCGCCAACAGGCCCAGAGUAGCUAUUCGCCCGUGCGGCAGCGUUGGCUCUCCGGCAGCCACUACGACUACGCCGCACCGCAGCAACUUUUGCCGCAACUGCAACAGACCCUACCGCAGCAACAGCAGCAACAUCAUCUGCUCCAGCAGCACCAGCUACAACAGCAGCAACAGCAACAACAACAACAACAACAGCAACAGCAACAGCAGCAGCAGCAGUACAGCUACUAUUUCAGUCGGGGAAGCACCAGCACCAGCUCCGGCCUGGGUCUGGGACUGGGCCUGGGCUUCGGUCUGGGCAGCGGCAACCUAGCCAGCUGGUACCAUCUGCCCUCUACGUCGGCGCACAUUUACAUUGGGACAACCAGCAGCGGCGGCGCAGGUACAACCCCGUAUCCAUAUCCGUAUCGGGGAUUGGGAGCCUAUACCGGCGGCGGCUAUCCGGCAGCGGCUUUGAUCAACUUUGAUGCCUCGCCCACUCCACUGCUAGCAUCAGCCGGAACAUCGCCGGGCUAUCUGCCGCCACUCCCUGUGCCGGCAGCCCUACCACCGCCGCCACCGGCGCCGAGCGUAGCCACCGACUACUACUUCAGCAGCCGAAGCACUCGCACGCUUCCACCCCAAGCCACAGCGGCAACGGCCCUAGGAACAGCAGCAGGAGCAGCAACAGCAUCAUCGACAGCCAGACUAUCGCCGUUCCAGGAAUACACGGCUAGUGCGGCGGAGGAGCUGCAAGCUGGCUAUCGCUACAAAGCCACUCCCCGAAGGCGCUACGACGCCUACGACAACUACGGCUAUCUGCCGGGCUUUGCCAGCACAACCGAAGACGAGGAGGACCUGCUCGAGGAGUGCCUGCCAGCGGCCCUACUCUCCACGGACUGUGACAGUCUCGAGGAAGUGCGCUUUCUACAGCACCAGGCCGAGGAGGACGACGACGAGGACGACGAGGAGGUUGCCACACAGUUGGCGCACAUUCUUGACCUGCCCGAUUUUUUGCAUCCUUACGGCGGCGGCGGCGCAGGCGGCAGCAGCAGGGCCAGCAUACACAGCCACAAGACGCCGCCGCAACACGAAUACCAGACGGAGCACGGCUCAGCCGCUGCCGCAGCCGGAGGAGGAGGAGUUGCUAACACAGGCGGCGGAGGAGGCACUGGCGGUACGGAAGGCGGUACAGGCAUCAGUGGUGGUGGCGUCGGUCAGUCGCAACGCGAAACGGUUGAGCAACGCUAUCACCAAUACCAAUACCAGCAGCAGCAGCAUCAGCAGCAACAGCACCCACAUCAAUUCCAUCACCACCAUCACCAUCAGCAGCAGCAGCAGCAACAACAGCAGCAGCAGCAGUUCCAGCACACACCGCAGCAAUCGCAGGGCCAGCAGCAGCAGGCAUAUCACUCGUAUCAGUAUCCAUCGCAGGACAGCUGCGAGGGCUUCAACCACUUUGCCAACGACGCCACCAGCUGCCUGGGCAACCAGAGAAUGAUGGUUAGCAAAUUGUGGAACAGUUGCUUCCCGGAGUUCACGCCGGACCAUGUCCAUCGGCACAACUUUUAUCUGUGCCAGUGGCAGCGGAAUACGCAGGUGCGGAUUGUGUACCUGUUCUAUCGGUGGAUAACAGCCAUCACGUGCUUGGCAGCACUGGUCUGCUCCCUGCUGGACAUUGGGCGCACCGAGGAGCACUUUGAGCAUCACUAUGCCAAGUGGUGGAUCUAUCUGACUCACUGGGGCCUACUGUUCUGCACGGUGCAGGCCUGGCUUGCCGCCUGGAUCGUAACCCAGGGCAUGAUGGUGGAGCGCGAGGACUUUGAGAUCGUGCGCCAAGCCAAGAAGAGUCGUCUGCAUCAUCUCUACUGGGUCCUCUACACCUGUGCCACUGUCUAUGCCUUCAUUGUGACCAUGUGCUAUUGGCUACUCGUACACAAUUCAGAAAUUCACAAAAUUGAUACUUUGAAUAUUAUGGUGCAUGUGCUGAACUCGAUUAUAAUGCUCAUCGAUCUGGCCAUUGUGGGGCAUCCGAUUAAAAUGAGCCACGCAUACUUCACCACGGGCAUCGGCCUGGCAUAUGCCAUCUUCACGGGCAUCUACUUUUUGGCCGGCGGCACAGACAGGAAAAAUCAAACUGCCAUCUAUCCCAUGAUGGACUGGACCAAGCCGGGCAAGGCCAUUAUUGUUACGGCCUGUGCCAUAAUCUUCACCUUCUUUGUCCACUUCUGCUGCUAUCUACUGUACCGAGGCCGGGUCUGGUUGUUCACCAAGCUCUGUAUUAGGGGCCGGCACAAUCGGGACGGUGAGAUGGGCGAGGGUCUAAACGAUGACUCUGGCUCUCGCAUGGGCGGAGGGGGCAUGGGUGGCAAUGUGAGCGGCACUGGAGGCGGGGUCAGUGGUUCGAUGGCUGCCGCUACUUCUGUGUGUGUUGGCGCCGGUGGCAGCAGCCAGGAUUAUGCCCACCAGCAGCAAUAUCCCAUUGCGCACACGGAGCAGCCGCGGGCCGGCAUUCAACAGCAGCAUCAGCAGCAGCAGCCGCCAGCCAACUACCAGGCUCCGCCACAGUAUUCCGGCUACCUGCAGCAGCCCGUGGUCGCUGGCGUCAAUGUGGGGGUGAUCAGUGCGGAGGGAGUCUACCAGCCGAUUGGCACAGACACCGGACGCACCAGUGGUGGUGGUGGUGGUGGUGGAGGUGGAGGUGGAGGUGGAGGUAGUGUCGUGGGCGAUGUGUCCGGGAAACACAAGUCGGCCUCUGGGUCGGGCUCGGGCUCGGCAUUGACGCGCACCGUAGCCCACUUGGAUGCGUCGCAGCGGGAGCAGUUCCUCAACCCCAACAAGAUCGUCGAGUAUAAGAUGUAAAGGCGAUGCACCCGGCACCGGUAUACGUUCCACUUGUCCAUGAAGUUUUUGGAGAAGCACUGUGCCCAGUGCGAGGCGACACGCAAUGCCAUCAGCGAGGAGCAGCGCCACCUCGCCGAUUGCAGCGGGCACAGUGGUUAGCUUUAGAGUUGCUUUGAAUAACCAAUUCCCAAUUCCCAACUAUGUAUCUGCCAGAUCAGAUCGGAUCGGAUCGAAUCAGCAUUCCGCUUGGUAUUGUACGGCAUUGUAGUUUGUAAAAGUAGUUUCGUAAUUUUGUAAAAGCUUUGCCAGUUUUUUAAAUGUGUGUAGACUUGCAGGAGGAGCAGUGGUGUAGGAGCAGCGCUUGUCGACCGUAAUAUGGAAUAAAUUUAGAAUAUUAGGGACAUUCCUUUAGUGCUGCAUGCACAUGCCAAGGGGCAGCGAUAUCCCCCUCGAGCUGGGGGGGCUAUCUAUCCGUAUUGUAGCUGCUCCUGGAUGCUGCAUGCAAUUUCCAAACAAAUUUAAACACUUUUAAUGGACUAAGUUGAACAUGGAUAUGUUACAACUCACAAUAGCACCUUAAGUUAAAGCUCAGUUACAUACUUAUACCUUAAAAUGCAUCAAUUGUGUUCAAGAUUGUCGUUCCACAAAAAUAGUUGAAUACGUUUGGCCCAUACUCCCUAUGAAUAACAGCCAGAACAACCAAACAACAGCAAACAUGUCAAACACAUACUGCCUAUAAUUAUGUUGCUUAAGUAUUCUUUUUUACAUAGUUUAUUUCCCAUUUAUCCGCCUAAAUUUUAUAUAUCGGUGCAGGUGUAGAGCAGGCACAUGCACAUGCACGCGGCCCCAAGAAGCCCAGAGUCUGACAACAAAAAAUACAAUACAUAAAUAUAGCUUACAAGAAUUAGAAUCUGACAUUCUAUCUGCUCUUGGGGUGUGCAGUGUGCACUGUGCAUGGACUUGGCAAAUUUAAUUGGCAGUUUUAGUGGCGCAAAUUGCACUAGGAGAUAUUUGUAUUUAGAGGAAGAGUAAAGUUUAACUUUAAGAUAUGCAUUAUGUAUGUAUGCUUGGCAUUGAGUUGCUUAGUGUUUAGUAAGUUGAUUACAUAAAAAUACAUAAUUUCAAUGGAUAUUUUCCAAGCAAGCACUACGCUGCAACAAAUAACUCUACAAUAUAAAGCACGACCGAAGAAUAUUAUUAACAAAGUAUAUAAAUAUAUCUAAAUGAAGUAUUUUAGCAUAUAAUGUUGAAAGUAAUUAAGUAAGAUCUAUACUUUUUGCUCAGAACAAACAAACAAACAAACAAAUUAACGAAAUUCCUGUACCUAACGAGGGGCUCAAAAUGUUUUCCGUAUUUCGUUUUCCGUUUUGUUGGUUUCUGUUUCUUGUGACUCAAGCAUACGGACAGCACUGUUACAGCAUUAUCCUAAGUAUCCUAAGACCCAAAUUGCAAACACUUAGCAAGUGAUUAGAGUUACAACCAAAUGGAAAUGAAAAUGGAAAUGGUAGUACCCAUACUCGUAUGUACAUAUGUGUGUGUCUAUUUAUGUGUAUGUAAAUAGUUGAUUUUCAUAUAUGUUGAACGAAUUCUAUCUAUAUUCAAAUGCAUACAUAGGCAACCCCCAAUGCAAUGACGGGCGGGAAGCAAUGUUGAACCAUGAAAUCAAAUCUCGUAUAAAAGUGUAGUAAACUUAAACCGAAAUGCAACAACAAUGAAACGAAAACCAAAAUCAAAUGCAAUGAAUAAAACUCGUCAAGAGGAAUGUGUUAACAAGCAAAAGCAAAACCAAAUACAAAUGCAAUUACAAAGCAUAUUUAACUAAUAUACAGAAGUCGAAGUGCAACCAAGUAGCAUCCCCUAGCUAUGUAUGUAUACAUACUCGUACAUACAUACAUACAUACACACUUAAAAUUAUAAAUAAAAAACACACACACAAAAUAAAAUAAAAAUGUAAAGCCUAGUAAAGUAAUUCAAUUAAUUUUUGAUAGAUUUACAUGAACAGAACGCUCAUAUUCUAGAGAUCUCCCAUACAGAAGACACACACACAGAUCAGAUCUCCAGGAUGUUUUUCUUAUUUGAUGUUCAGCAUUGGGUUGAUGUUAUUUUUCCCCAAGUUUUUUUAGAGAAAUUUAACCAGUUUUGGUUGAGGUUUUUGCAGAACUGGAAAUGUGCUUCGUAAUUGUGUCAUUAAAUUGUUCCCUCGUUUCUCCCAAUUUGUUUUCCUACAUUUAGCGUAAAUGUAUAAAUGUAUGUUUAUAUAGACUGAAUAUUAUUAAAAAAAAAGAAGAAAAUCUGACAACAAAAAAAGAACUCAAUAAUAUACAUACAUAUAUAAAAGAAGAGAAUAUAAAGCCAGAGUUCAUAUUAACCACAACUUAAAACAGUAAGGCACAUAUCAAUAAUUAAACAAGAACAUUAUUAAAUGAAAACAAAUGAAUUAAAAAAUUAAUACAAUUAAAUUAAAUUAAACGAAAAGCAAACGUUUCAAAGUAAAACAAAUCAAAGUUGACCUCAUCAAGAAUCACCAAACACCAAAGUAAAGAAAUAUGUAUGUAUUAAUGUUAAACAAUCAAUACAAUACGUGUAUAUACAUAUGUAUGUAUGUAUAUUACAUAUAGUGCAUACAUAUGUACAUAUAUGCAGAAUAUAUUUAGCAAAGAGAGACAAAUUCAAAUAUUAUAUUUUGUAGAUUUUUAGUAAACUAGAAGUGAGUGAACAUGGACAGCAUAUAUCUACAAUAUACAUAUACUAUAUACAGACAUACAUACAGUACAUACUCGUACAUCCCUGCAUACUACAUAGAAUACAUAGUAUAGACAUGUAUGUAGCUCUCUGUACCCGAGGCGUGAGUUUGUUCUGAAGUUGUUUGGGGAAACAAACGAGAAUAUGGAAAAGCUUUAAGAAACCCAAAUGGUUGGACGAAACUUUUAUAUCUACGCUCGAAUAAAAGUUGAAUGAAUUGCUCAAAUGGAGUAAUUUUAUACCUCCCAUGCCAUACUGCUGAACAGGGGGCGGGCAUCAGUAGCCGUAGAUGUGAGGAGAUGUCAGGCAUUGAUGCGAGUAUACGUAUACAAACAAAUCAUUAAUUCAAAAUGUUAUUAACAAGAGCACACCAAAAUGAAAAUUUU
This is a messenger RNA of Drosophila subobscura, 6224 nucleotides long. RefSeq lists its product as uncharacterized. Gene Ontology annotation, cellular component: membrane. Lineage: Eukaryota; Metazoa; Arthropoda; Insecta; Diptera; Drosophilidae. Bases 1 to 3114 code for a protein of 1037 amino acids. The transcript is spliced from 7 exons. The record is from RefSeq and is a predicted model, not a curated record.